GGCAGCUGCGGGGCGGCGGGGGCAGGGCGUGGUGAGGCGGGGUCAGUGCCCGAGUGGGGUUCCCUGGAGCCAUGGCCUGCUCCUUGGUCCAGUUCUGCUACUUCCAGGACCUCCAGGCCACCCGGGACUUCCUCUUUCCUCACCUGCGGGAGGAGACCCCCAGCGGCGCCGCGCGAAGGGACCCCAGUAAAUCAGCAAACUGGGAAGAUGACGGCUGGGGAGCAUGGGAAGGAACAGAGCCCCAAGAACCCUUUUACCCACAGGAGGAAGAAGGAACCACUUGCAAAACACAAAAAACUUCCUGGCUGCAAGAUUGUGUUUUGUCCUUAUCUCCAACCAAUGAUCUCAUGGUGAUAGCUCGAGAGCAAAAAGCGGUGUUUCUCGUGCCAAAAUGGAAGCAUAGUGAUAAAGGAAAGGAAGAGAUGCAGUUUGCUGUUGGUUGGAGCGGUUCUUUAAAUGUUGAAGAAGGGGAAUGUGUAACCAGUGCUCUGUGUAUUCCGCUGGCAAGCCAAAAGAGGAGUUCCACUGGGCGACCUGAUUGGACCUGCAUUGUGGUGGGCUUUACUUCAGGUUACGUACGCUUCUACACGGAGAGUGGUGUGCUCUUGCUUGCUCAGCUUUUGAACGAGGACCCCGUGCUACAGCUCAGAUGCAGGACCUAUGAGAUCCCACGGCAUCCCGGUGUGACUGAGCAGAAUGAAGAGUUGAGUAUUUUAUAUCCAGCUGCCAUUGUGACUAUUGACGGAUUCAGCCUUUUUCAAUCUCUUCGUGCUUGUCGAAAUCAGGUUGCAAAAGCUGCAGCAUCGGGCAAUGAGAACAUCCAACCACCACCAUUAGCUUAUAAGAAAUGGGGUCUACAAGAUAUUGACACUGUUAUUGAUCAUGCUAGCAUCGGUAUUAUGACUCUGUCCCCUUUUGAUCAGAUGAAGACUGCCUCCAAUAUAGGUGGAUUUAACGCGGCAAUAAAAAACAGCCCGCCGGCCAUGUCCCAGUAUAUCACUGUAGGGUCCAGUCCGUUCACGGGCUUCUUCUACGCCCUGGAGGGAAGCACACAGCCCUUAUUAUCUCACGUGGCACUAGCAGUUGCAAGUAAACUCACCUCUGCUUUAUUUAAUGCUGCCAGUGGUUGGCUUGGUUGGAAAAGUAAGCACGAAGAGGAAGCUGUCCAAAGGCAGAAGCCGAAGGUUGAACCUGCCACCCCGUUAGCUGUGAGAUUUGGACUGCCAGAUUCUAGACGCCAUGGUGAGAGUAUAUGUCUGUCUCCAUGUAACACACUGGCGGCAGCAACAGAUGAUUUCGGCAGAGUUAUCUUGUUGGAUGUAGCUAGAGGAAUUGCAAUACGCAUGUGGAAAGGGUACCGAGAUGCACAGGUUGGAUGGAUCCAGGUUGUAGAGGACCUCCACGAAAGACCAGAAAAGGUGGAGUUGUCCCCCUUUGGGAAUACUCAGGGGCCAAGCCGAGUGGCUCAGUUCCUUGUGAUCUAUGCACCGAGAAGGGGAAUACUGGAAGUGUGGAGCACACAGCAGGGCCCUCGAGUAGGAGCUUUCAAUGUGGGGAAGCACUGUAGGCUGCUAUAUCCUGGCUAUAAAAUAAUGGGCCUAAAUAACGUUACCAGUCAGAGCUGGCAGCCCCAGACCUGCCAGAUGUGCCUCGUUGACCCAGUGUCGGGGAGCAUGAAGACGGUGACUGUUCCCUUCCACUUAGCUCUGAGUGAUAAAAAAAGUGAACGGGCCAAGGACAUGCACUUAGUGGAGAAACUUGCAGCCUUGCUGAAAACAAAAUCACCCAACCUAGAUUUGAUUGAAAUGGAAAUACAGGAAUUAAUUCUUGAUAUUAAGUACCCUGCAACCAAAAAGCAGGCGUUGGAAAGCAUUUUGGCAAGUGAACGCUUAACAUUUUGCUGCCUUAGAAACAUCACUCAGACUUUAAUGGAUACUUUACAAAAUCAAGAGCUUGAGUCUGUUGAUGAAGGAUUGCUACAGUUUUGUGCCAAUAAACUGAAAUUGCUCCAUCUGUAUGAGUCUGUCAGUAAAUUAAAUUCCCUUGACUUGCAUUCAGAUGCACCGUCCUCUGAUAACGACUGGGCUGUGUUACUGAAGCUUGAUGAAAAAGAACUGCUAAAGCUGCAGUCAUUAUUGGAGAAGUACAAGCAAGAGAACACCAGGCCUGCCGUCCGAUUUUCCGAAGAUAAGGAUGGCACGUUGCCUGUAAAAACAUUCCUGGAGUAUUUAGACUACGAGAAAGACGUGAUCAACAUAAAGAAGAUAAGUGAGGAGGAGUAUGUAGCGUUGGGCAGUUUCUUUUUUUGGAAGUGUUUGCAUGGAGAAAGCUCCACUGAGGAUAUGUGUCAUGCCUUGGAGUCUGCUGGUCUCAGUCCCCAGCUGUUGUUGUCUCUACUCCUGAGUGUUUGGCUUUCUAAGGAAAAAGAUAUUUUGGAUAAACCACAGUCUGUCUGCUGUCUUCAUACAAUGCUGUCCCUCCUGAGCAAGAUGAAAGUGGCCAUCGAUGAGACCUGGGACUCGCAGUCCGUGUCCCCUUGGUGGCAGCAGAUGCGCGCGGCUUGUAUUCAGUCCGAGAACAACGGAGCGGCUCUGUUAUCUGCGCACGUCGGGCAUUCUGUGGCUGCACAGAUAUCCAACACUAUGACGGAGAAAAAGUUUUCCCAAACAGUCUUGGGCGCUGAUUCAGAGGGCCUCACUGAUUCCUGGGAAGCACUUUCUCUUGACACUGAAUACUGGAAACUCCUGCUGAAACAACUGGAGGAUUGCCUCAUACUUCAGACUCUGCUUCACAGCAGAGUGAAUACUCGACCCUCCAAGGUAUCAUCGCUGCAGGCUGAGCCACUCCCAAGGCUUUCUGUUAGAAAAUUGUUGGAAGGAGGAAAAGGUGGCAUUGCAGACAGUGUAGCCAAGUGGAUAUUUAAACAAGACUUGAGCCCUGAAGUAUUGAAACUGGCUGACAAAGACAGAGAGGUAGAAAACCCCGAUGAACCCAAAGAAGGUGAUAACAGAUGUUUCCUUGAAACAUCAGAGGCAGACAUGGACUUAGGAGCCAUAUCAGACCUGCUGCACUUGGCCUAUGAACAGUUUCCUUGCAGCCUUGAGCUGGAUGUGCUGCACGCUCAUUGUUGUUGGGAGUACGUGGUUCAGUGGAAUAAGGAUCCAGAGGAAGCACGCUUUUUUGUUAGGUCCAUAGAACACUUGAAGCACAUUCUGAAUGCACACGUUCAAAAUGGCAUCGCACUGAUGGUGUGGAAUACGUUCUUGGUUAAAAGGUUUUCUGCUGCCACAUACUUGAUGGACAAGGUUGGAAAAUCACCAAAGGAUAGGCUGUGCCGAAGGGAUGUGGGGAUGAGCGACACAGCGGUGACAUGUUUCCUGGGCUCCUGCCUGGACCUUCUUCAGACCUUAAUGGAGGCGGAUGUUAGCAGGGAUGAAAUGCAGGCACCCGUCCUGGAUACUGAGGACGCCUGGCUCUCUGUCGAAGGCCCCACCUCAAUAGUGGAGCUGGCCCUCGAGCAGAAGCACAUCCACUACCCGCUGGUGGAGCACCACUCGGUCCUUUGCUCCAUCCUGUAUGCAGUCAUGAGGUUUGCCCUCAAGUCUGUGAAGCCACUGUCACUUUUUGAUAGCAAGGGAAAAAAUGCAUUUUUCAAAGAUCUAACAUCAAUUCAGUUAUUACCUAGUGGGGAAAUGGAUCCAAAUUUUAUUUCUGUACGACAACAGUUUUUGCUGAAAGUUGUUAGUGCGGCUGUCCGGGCCCAGCAUUCAGGUGUGAACGACAGAGAUCCCUCAGAAGAGGCAGUGACCACUCCUUUUUGGAAAGACCAAGAUUGGCCGGUUCUAGCUGUGGAUUUAGCACAUCACCUUCAAGUUAACGAAGACAUUGUCAGAAGACAUUACGUGGGGGAGCUGUACAACCACGGCGUCGACCACUUGGGAGAAGAGGCUAUUCUCCAGGUCCAGGACAAGGAAGUCCUUGCCUCUCAGCUGCUCCUGUUGAUAGGGCAAAGGCUGGCUUAUGCACUCUUCCACACCCAGACAAGAGAAGGAAUGGAGCUGCUUGCCAGGCUCCCGCCCACACUGUGUACUUGGCUGAAAGCAAUGGACCCCCACGGUCUCCAAAACACUGCAGUGCCAAUUGCAACAACAGCUAAACUAGUUAAUAAAGUCAUUGAGCUUUUGCCAGAAAACCACGGGCAGUACAGUCUAGCCUUACACCUUAUUGAAGCUGUGGAAGCCAUAUCUAUUCCUUCAUGACACCUCCCCACUGGGCUAAUGAUAAUGAAAACAGUCUUAAAAUGGUGUGAUUAUAACAUGAGUUAGUGCAUGGUUAUUUUACAUAGUGAGAUCGGGAAUUUUGUGAAGGGAGUAUGUCUUUUUUUUGUAAAAUAAAUAAAGAUGUAUAUUACUUUUUAGUCCUGGUUAAAUUCCACUCCUUUGGUUAAUACUGAAGAUGAAAUAUAAGUGAAUAUCAAUUAUACCAUAAUUACUAACACAAGUGUUUUACUGUUUAUUUCUAAUUCAAGUACUUAAGUAGCUUUAUUGUAAAACUUUGCCGUAUUUAAAAUUGGUUAUAAUUUAGAUUGUCCUUAUUAUAAGAUUAUAUAUUUCAUACUUAAAACAUUAUUGUUGUAAUUAAAUUUAUGUGGUUCACAUACAGUCCCCAUCAGUAAAGGCGGAGAAGCAGCCCCUCUUGAAUUAAUGAGUGUCGGGAAAACGCAUUUCUCCUGCUGAGUCCCCUGCUGGGCUGUGCCUGUGAGUCCUGGAUGCUGACAGGCUCCUUUCUCAGAGGUUCUGCGGCCGUCAGAGGUGCAUGGCCUUGCUUGUGGACGAGGAAUGGGUUUUCAGGGUCAUCAGACUCAUCACAGAGGACACUAGAAAGAACCCUUAACCUGUUGCCAAAACUGAGAAUCUGAAAUGUAGGACCAACAUGGCAAAAUUCAUUAUAAUGUGAGUUAAGAUCUGCUUUUUGCCAAGGUUCAAAGCUGUAUCCACAUCAGGUACUUGUAAAAAUGUAUUAUCUUGUAAAACCUGUGUAAAAAAGGGCAGAAAUGCCAAAAAAUCUUAAAUCCAACUUUAUUUUUCCUACAAGUGUUUAGAAAUGUCUGCUCUGGGAUUUGGUAAUGCUCUGUGUCCUGGGGACCGUUAAGAAGAUGCUUUGUCACACUACAGCUUUAGCAAACCUACCUCACAGCUGAUUGAGAGGAUACAAUACAACUGAUCUCCUACCCUGCAGUGCCUCGAGCAGUCCAAAGCUGAAUAAGUAUGCUGACUAAAACCAAGUUAACCAAAACUCUGUAAAAAGUGCUUUGAGCUCUACAGAUACCAAGUAGUCAUUAUGGUGUAUACCUUUGGAAUGCAGCCAUACAGUGCAGUUAUUGAUGCCACCGACCAGUUGUUAGUCUCAUUGUGAUACAGAAGUUUGUUUCUUCAUUUCCUGUAAAAAGCCAGUUCUACCAACUGUACAAAGUCCUUCAGGGAUAUAAGGGAAAACGUGGAUGUUUAGGGAUAUUCCAGGGAUAUUCUUUUUAACUAAAAGAUGACAUCCAAAUCAGAACUUACCUUGCUAAAACUUAAUUACCGUUUAAGUAACUACCAAAUUGAAAAUCUUGAAGAUAAAUUUUUAAGCUCAGCAGUGGGGUGGGCCUGCAUGUCUGGUGGAGGCACCUAUUCUGACCCAGGAGCAUUUAAGUUGUCUGAGGAGCGGGGUGGGCCUACGUGUCUCGUGGAGGCACCCACUCUGAGCAGGAGCAUUUAAGCUGUGUGAGGAGCGGGGUGGGCCUGUGUGUCUGGUGGAGGCACCCACUCUGACCAGGAGCAUUUAAGCUGUCUGAGGAGUGUGGUGGGCCUGCAGGUCUGGUGGAGGCGCCCACUCUGACUAGGAGCAGCACUGAGAUGGCCUGAUGUUAGACUACCCUCCCCUAGCCUCUUCUUGGAUCCUGCUGUACCGCCAGACACAUUGAUGAGAUUUCUUGUAAAUUAUUGAGAUUUUAUAUAGUCACUUGUUAUAUGUAUCCUAAGAAAUUAGUUUUUCCCAUAGUUUUUCUAAAUACUCUCAAAGCAGUAUGAAUUUAGGAGGCUGAUCAAAAAAAAAAAAAACUUGCAAUUAUUAGAUAAUAAAACUGGUUUAACUUACUGCAGCAGGACACGCACUCAAGUCUGAGAAUAGUGAAGAGUAUAAAUGAGCCGAGAUUCAGCUGAGAACCAUGACGCAGAUCACCAAGUCUCUAGUUAGAGUUGUAACAUGAAAACUUAACGUUUCUAGAAAUUAAAAAAUCAAAUUCUAAAGUGUUUGGUUAAGAAAAUCAAAGAACUUACUAUUUCAUCAAGGGCUUUAAAAAAAAUCUUAUAGGAAGAAGAAAAAUAAACACCUGCGUAACAACAAAGAGCCGUAAGUAAAAGACGCAGAUUUUCUGUAGAGCAGGUGGCUUCUGCAGGAAAGUCACUGAUGGGAAACCAACACCCAGACUGUCAUGGUUUCCUAGAUAUCCCGCCAUCCCCACACCUUUCCUCGUUAACGUUAAACCGGCAUCACGUACCUGUUAAAUUAACGCCAUCAUAUAAUGCUGAAAGAAAAUAAAUGUUCCAAUAAUCCAAACUCGGGCGCUACCAGCUGUGCCCGACUAGAGGGCUGGUUAAAUGUAGAUGAGGAGACAGAACCAAGCUUCUAAAUGCCUCAUACUGAGACAGAAGAGAGUUUCACCUUUGUUACAAAACGUCAUCUACAGUCGAAAUAAUGGAUACUGUUACAUUGAAGUUGCUUCAUUAAAAAAAAAAAAAAAUCCAAUUUAAAA
Molecule: messenger RNA, 6796 nt
Organism: Loxodonta africana (African savanna elephant)
Lineage: Eukaryota; Metazoa; Chordata; Mammalia; Proboscidea; Elephantidae
Gene: RAB3GAP2
Product: RAB3 GTPase activating non-catalytic protein subunit 2
Exons: 35
Coding region: 72-4259 (1395 amino acids)
Biological process (GO): regulation of GTPase activity
Source: RefSeq, a predicted model, not a curated record